Messenger RNA from Scleropages formosus (Asian bonytongue), 4417 nucleotides. It is a transcript of the gene zcchc8, whose product is annotated as zinc finger, CCHC domain containing 8. Bases 12 to 2183 code for a protein of 723 amino acids. Lineage: Eukaryota; Metazoa; Chordata; Actinopteri; Osteoglossiformes; Osteoglossidae. The record is from RefSeq and is a predicted model, not a curated record. Gene Ontology annotation, biological process: RNA processing. The transcript has 14 exons. Gene Ontology annotation, cellular component: catalytic step 2 spliceosome. Gene Ontology annotation, molecular function: RNA binding; zinc ion binding.
CUCACACAAAGAUGGCGGAGGUAGACUUCGGGGACCGUGAACUGUUCCAGCAAUUUGAGGAAGAUGGACAGUCACAUCGUCGUAUGCAGCGCGCAAGUGUCAGAGAAGCUCCUGAGGAACUUCAGGAGCUACGGGAGCGACUGGAAGAGUGCGAAGAGACUAUUUGCCAGCUAAAAGCGGAGAAUGAAGAGCUGAGAAGAAAACUUAACGUAUUGACAAGACCAAGUGGUAUAAACAUUGAGAAUUCUAGAUUAGAUGGACCCCUUCUUCAGAUACUUUUUGCAAACAAUGACAUCUCAAAACAAUUUCAUGAGGAAAUUGAAGACUGUAUUUUUGGUUUAAUUAAGAAGCAUGAGCAGCAAGAGAAAAAUGAAAAAGAGCGAUCUUCCUUCCAUGUUAAACCUCAGACUUCCAGUUUUGUUCUGGAAGAAAAUCAUAGUGGGAAUACAUCAAGUACUAUCAGGAAGAUUAAAGAUGCUUUCACUGUAGUUGGUAGCGUGCUGUACUUCACAAGCUUCUGUUUGGAUAAACUUGGACAACCACUGUUGAACGAGAACCCUCAACUCACAGAAGGAUGGGAGAUCCCUAAAUACCAACAGGUGUUUGGACAGGUGAUGUCCUUAGAGGGACAAGAGCUGCAGAUGAAGGAGAAAAGGCCAAGGCCUUGUUGCUUUAAUUGUGGUUCAGAGGACCAUCAGUUGAAAGAUUGUCCAAAGCCAAGGGAUAUGGCACGUAUUAGCGAGAAGAGGAAGGAGUUCUCCCAGGGUAACAGCCAAAGUAAUCAGAGGUACCAUGCUGAGGAGGUUGAAGAACGAUUUGGGAAGUACAAACCUGGAAUAGUAAGUGCGGAGUUGUUGGAUGCACUGGGUGUGGCGGAGAGCAGUCUGCCUCCAUUUAUCUAUCGCAUGCGCCAACUAGGGUACCCACCAGGCUGGUUGAAGGAGGCAGAGAUGGAGAACUCUGGCUUGACCCUGUAUGAUGGAAAGGUGUCAAAUGACGAAGAAAUCACUGGAGAUGAGCAUUACCAGAGCCACAGAAUCUCUUAUGACGUGUCCAAGAUAGUUGAUUUCCCUGGAUUCAAUGUUUCAGCACCAGCUAAUGUAAACGAUGAGUGGAGGACAUAUGGAUCUGUUCCAAUGCAGCAUAAUCACAUGAAGCAAAAUUUUACAGACUACCUUUCUAAUACUUUCCCUGUGCCCGGCGCUACCAGUAAAAAGAGAUGUCACGAGUUUGAUUCAACCCCUCGACGCACAAAAAAGAGGAGGUCGGAUGAUACUGUAAGGUGUUCUGACAUGGACCUUGACUCAGGCUCAGAAACUCCUCACAGUUCCAGAAGCUCUGACAACUUCCAGUUCCAGCUGCCACUACCCCCUGGUUCACCAGCCCUGGGCACCCCACCCCCGCUGCCUCAGGGCACACCUCCAGCUACACCCACGCCUCCCCCACUGCCCCAAGAGACCCCUUCAGUCACACCGAACAACUCUCCAGCUGUGCGGGAGCGGAAUGGGGCAGAGGAGCCAGACGAGGAGGAUGGGCUGACUCUGGAGGAGCUGGAGGAGCAGCAGAGGCUGAUAUGGGCGGCACUGGCAAGUGCAGAUACAGCCACCAACAGCGAUUCAGAGACUCCUGCUGCCGGUACACCAUUGGUGAGCUCCUCUGGUGCCUCCACACCUGCACAGGUUGACAUAGAGAUGGAAGCUGAGGAAGCAGACAAUGAGGUGGAGGAGGGUAAGAUGUCAGGGACAGAGGAGAAGUUUGAUUUUAGCAGUGAUAAAGGUGUUAUCAGUAUAGUUCAGUCUGAGGAAGGACCUGAAGCUGGUGAUUUGGAGGACAAGGAACAAAGAGAGGCAGAAUGUUAUGAGAAGGGGUUGGAGAAGAAUGCCGGUGAACUCCAAAACACCCAGGUGAGCAAUGAGGUUGUAUCGCCACCAGAUGCACCCACUGCAGGAGAUGAUGAAAUCACAUCGGGACCUGAUGCAAAGGAUUCUAGCAGUAGUAGUGAUUUAACUGAACAAGUAAAGAAAGUGACUGCUGUUCCCCAUCGGAGUAAAUUUGCAGAGGGCAUCAUACCCUUUGAAGACACUCCAGAAUACAAGGAUGUUGCUGAGGCAACUGGGGUCUAUCUCAGGAUCCGUGACUUACUAAAGAGUUCGCCUCGCAACCAAAUUAAGAGCAAGAAGUGAAUCGGAGCCUGCAGUAGGAUUUCCCUUGCAAAAUAAUUUUUUGUUGGGACAAAACACUUUCAGUAAGUCUCCCACAGCAACAUGAGUUUGAAAUGUGUAAGAACAACACUGUAUAUCUCUGAAAAUCUUUUAACUAUUUUAUUUUUUUGUUCAGAAACUAAAGCUGGUUUUUGUGAUAGUGGGUUGUUUCAUCUGUUUUUCUAGGUAUUGUUUAAUGUCAUGUUUUUCUACAUCUUCAGAUUUUACAAAUUUUUUUCCUUGUCAGAUUUUGCAAAUGCAUACAGCUCUGUGUACAUCUAUGUACAUCUCUUGCUAUAUAAAACAGCCUCACACUUCUACAGUACCAGAAAAUGGCAUCAAACCUCUGUUAGCAUCUGUUUCACUUUUACUAUGCAGCAUAUAACAGUAAAAUGGAUUUUAAUUUCUUUCAGUGGGAUGUGUAGUGGUGUACUUGUUGUUACAUGAUGGCUGCAUACUGCAAGAUGUAACUACACACAAAGGUGGUCCUAGUAAUGGUUUUACUGCAUUUUUAUUUUAAAAUUAAUUCAGUUAAAGUUGUAAUUACCUAAUCAGGGGCAACAAUACAGUUUGGUACUGAACUGGAGUACAUUCAGAUUUUUAUUUUUAUUGACUUGACAUGCUUUGCUAAAGAGUAGACGUGUCUUGUAAAUAGGUCUGCAGGUUUUUUUGGCAAUGUACAUUUUUUUUCUUAGGUUUGAAUAUAAGUGUAAAGUCUUACAUUUUAGUUUUAGUUUUUCAUUUUUCUACUUCCCCAUAUAUCAUAUUUGGCUUUCACUGCUUUCAUUUUUAUCAGGUCUUGAUUUCAUUUAUUGUGUGAAUUGUAAAGGGAGUUAUUGUCAGUAUAUUGUGGUGUAAACCCAGGUCCAAAAAUGCUGGUAGCCUUUGUAAAAUGGGAUGGAAAAUUAGUAUAACAGCAAUAUUUUAUGCCUAUACAUUUUUUUUUUAAAAUUCCAUUCACCUUGUUUUGUGUCACUUAAACAACUUUUUCUCAGAAAUGUACAAAUAUUUGGUAGGGUUAGGGUCUUCGGGUGGCACGGUGAUGCAGCGAGCAGCGCUGCCACCUCCUCGCAGCACCUGGGUGGUGUGAGGGAACAUGGGUUUGACCCUGCUUAGUCUUAUGUGGAGUGUGCAUGUUCUCCCCAUGUCUGCAUAGGUUUCCUCCAGCUGCCCAGGCUUCCUACCACAAUGCAAAGACAUGCAGUUCAGGUGGACUGGUAACACUAAAUUACCUGUAGUGUGUGUCUGGAUGAGUGCAUGUCUGUGUGCAUGUGUGGUUACCUUGUGAUGGACUGCUAUCCAAUCAAGAGUGUACUUUCUUCACCUCUUACCGAAUGUUUUCAGGAUAGGUUCCAGUUUGCUGCAACCCUGCUCAGGAUAAGUGGUAAUUAAAAUUGGGUGGAUGGAGUAAUUCUUCUAAUGAAAAUAAACCCAGUUAAAUAUACAAAAAAUGAGUAUCUCAAUUUUAAGACUUUAUUGUGGUCUUCAUCACAUCCUAUUUUCCUAGGGUUUUCAUAAGAGGUAAUAUAUUUGAAUACCAGUACAUUUUGGUCAAAAGUCCCUGUUGCCUCUGCCAGGAGCUUGCAACUUAGCCUCAGGCACACCUUCCAAAGUCAAAAUGAGUCAAAAUGCAGCUUAUAAAAAAGAGGAUCUUUCUCACCGAAAUCAGAAUCGGUGAUUAGCAACAGGCGUAUAAAUCUCAGGACUUCAACGUGAUUAAACUAUGUAGUUCAAAUUGAAGAGAGUAGUUGGGUAUGGAACAUCAAACACUGGGAAAGUAUCUGUGGUGUAGUGGUCCUACAUACUGUACCUAUCAGUGUGGUCUUUGAUCUUAUUUAAAUGAGUAAAUAUUGCUGUUCUUAGUUGUAUUAAUGAGGGUAACAGUUAUGCUUAUUUUUGGAAGUAAUCUGUACGUUGGGAACUUACUCCAUUAAAUCAUUUUGUACAACUUUUUUACUUCUGAUUUCACAGGUGCUAAUAAUUAUGGAAUUAACUAUACUGGUAGCUUGUUGAAGCGACAGCUGUAAAUCACUAUGAGGUAGUUAGAUGUAAUAAUCUUAUUUUCUCUCCAAAUCAAGUUAAAUGACCGUAUGAAUAUCUGGAAAAAAUAAAGCAGCUCAACUUCAAAUGAUUAAAUUUUCCUGAAGUGUCACAAUGCACACUCCUUUCUUGAUUUCAUCUUUUAUUAAUUAUAGAAAAAGUAGCAAAAAUAUUUA